AGCCUGACCGUGGUGAGGUGUGGAGCAAGCGUGUCCUGGGGUGUAUAACUCAGUACUGUGGUACUUAACGUGGAGGUUGCUGUGGGAGGUGGACGGUACUGUGUGUGUGUGUGUCAGCGCUGUUGACACUAGCGGUCCUUCCCGUGGCGGUUGAGAAUAACAAAGUGUUCGUCUUACUACCUAAAAGAAAAAAACAGCUAACGUCAGUAACUAGAGCCUACAAAAUACUGUGAACGAAAAGUAUUGUGACCCGCAAACGACCCUUUGUGACCCGCAAACGACCAUUUGUGACCCGAAAACGACCCUUUGUGACCCGCGAACGACCGCCCUGUGAUCCCGAACACUCCGCGGUAAACCUCUAUAGUUCGCCUGGAAUGUGUUAAAUUCAACUUAAGCGAUUAAGUAGCAUAAUACUCAACACAAGAGUGAGUCUUCCUGCGUGUGGGGGGCCAGCAAUGAGGUGAGGGCGUCUCCUGCAGCGCCGUCAUGCCCAUCCCCAUGUUGAAGGCGCUCAGCCGCGAGCCUGGAGACCGCAGGAGCAUCGGUGUGGGCGUCGUCCACUCCCCCAGGAUCGGACCGGAGCCUCCGCCCUCAUCCCUCGUCAGGAAGAGCUGGCACGCAGGUUCUCAGUUGAAGAGCGGAGCAUCAGCGAGCAGCAGCCGCUCAACCUCGCCAGCCAAUGGCAGUAGCUCCUUCAUCCCGCAGCCAAGGAGCCAUGGCGGAAGAGCAUCUCUUAACGAGAAACAUUCAAAAACGAGUGGGACGUCCAACUUGGCGAGGUCGUCACUAAGAGGGCCAGCAGGCCAGCCAGCCCACACCACAACCACCGCUGCCACCACCAACAACCACGUCGGUCACACCUCGCCCUACCAUGCCCCGAACCCGGCCCCCAAACACAAGGACUCCAUGCUCGACAAGUUUAAGCUCUUCAAUCACAAAGAGAAAGACGCCAGGAACAAAACUACGAGUAAGAGUAGCAGCGGUGUGAGCAAGCGGACCAGUAGCAGCAGCGGGUUCAGCUCCGCCAGGUCUGAGAGGUCGGACUCGUCAACCAGUGUGUGCUCCGAUGCCAAGCCCCCGCCCCUGCCGCCACACCAGAGCCUGCCAGUGAGUACCAGCAGCAGCAGCAGCGACCAGACCAACAUCGAGGGCCAGCCCGUGAGCGCCCCGCCUGCAGCCAAACCUCAGGGACUUCGUGGUAUCAGGUCAAAGUUUUCCAAAUCUAGCGGGAAGGAGGGUAAGGAGUCGCCGAAGUCGUCGCGGAAAGAGAAGGAGAGGGAGGAGUCGCGAGGGUCACCGCGAGGUGGUCACAAGGCCCACCGCGACCCCCGCGCCGAGCGUGGCGAUAGUCGCGAGAGGGGCGGCAGCCGGGAGGAACGCGCGGGCAAGAAAAGCGAGAAGCUCACCUUGGAGCUGGAUGGCGGGUUCCGCUCACGGGCACAACACGUCCCACCCCAACCUGACCAGGUUAGAGAGUCGCGGGUUGCGGCGCAGGGCCCGCGACCUGAGACCACAGGUCAGAUUGCUGACCCCCAACAACCCCCAGCACUCCCACCUAAAGAGAACAUCCACAGGGACCACUCGGCCUUCAUGCAGUCAGACCCACAUAUGGCAGCCAUGCAGCAGCAACAACAUUAUCAACAGCAUCAUCAAAGUCAGCAACAGUCAAUAGAGCAUGGGCUAGCAUCUACACCAGGUAGCCCCUUACUCCCAGGUACUCCUGGCACCGGUAUCCCUAAGCCCACGGCACACGUGAAAGGCCAAACAAAAGCGGUGCCUCCAGAACGACCGGUUCCGGCUUCUCCCACGGCCUCGCCCAACGUAAACAUUCCCCAUCAAACGAAGGACUACAAUAAGAUGGUUCGUCACACGUCGGGCGGUGUUUCCGCGCCCAAAGUGGCGAGCGCAGGCGGUGGCGCCCCGCGGCCGGCGGUGGGCGCACCGGCAAACACAGACAGCAACGCUGCGCAAGAAUGCCGGGAUCCCAAGGGGUCCUUACCGCGCCAGAAGCAGCUGGGCCGACGAGAAGAUUGUGGGACGGGCAUCAGUGUUGCCCUAGUGAGCCCGAUGCCCAACCCCCGCGAGAAGGACCUAGUGACCCCGUCCGAGUCUGGCUCCAAUAUCAGUGAAUCUUCACAGAGCAACAGCGGCCACAGCAACUCGUCAGGCAACUCUUCUGUAAUAUAUAAACCUACAAGCUCCGAGGACGGCAGUGUCAGUGACUUCAAGACUCACAUCAGAAAGGUGGAAGAGAAGCAUGAAGGGGAAGAGGGAGACGAAGUGAUAUUGAACAUCAAGCCAAUGCAGCCUCUGGUGCGCGCCUCGCAGUAUGGCUACAUGAGAGGACUUGGCCUCCACCAGGCCCGCACUGUCCCGCCUUCCCUACAUGUCUCCAGGCUAGCGCUACAAGACAAUGCCAACACGGUGCCACAGAAGGGUAUGCGUCUCGGGCCUCAUCUCAAACGGCCGCCAGGAUCUAACCAAGUCAUUGACGCGGAUUAUAGCGACCUGGAGAGUGUUGAACUGGCGAACGGCUACAUGUCGGACGGAGACGUGCUGCGUAAUGUGGGCUACAAGUGUGGCAACUCGUCGGACCUGGACGGGUACCUGAGCGAGGGCGGCGCCUCCCUCUACGCCCACCGCCUCAACCAGCGCUUCAAGGAGGGCAUGCGGCAGGUGCAUGAAAGCAUGAACAAAGUGCAGCACUUCAUCCAGGACGACAGCAGAAGCAAUGGAACAGAAAACGAGCUGGAAGUCUCCUCAGUCUCUCCUUCCACCACUUCGUCAGAGCCUAGGCACUUUGACGAAGACGACUAUUUAGACGGAGACGUGAACGACAAAGAUGGAGAUGAAGUGGAGGAAGACAUAUUUAGCGACGAGAACAAGCUGCCAGUGACUCCUACAGAGAAGAGAGGCAGAAGGCGUUUCGACGACAGCAGCAGCCUGAGUUCCGGGGUGAGCGACACCUUGAACGAGAUGUCUGCCGAGGAUGCUCUCUCGUCUUCACUGUCCUCCGACCACCCUGCCUACAAGAGCCGUAGCAUGAAAGAAGUUGGCUUAAAGUUGCCAGUGGGACUUAGUGGGUCGUCGUCACGUAAAGUUGCGAUGGGAGUAGACCCAUCUGGUAUGUACAAAGUAGUGUCCAGCCGGGCUCAUGUCAAGAAGACGGAGAGCUCUCAACAGACAGACAACAGUGCCUUUAAACAAAUCUCAAACACACAGUGGAAAAAAUAUGUUGAAAAUGGGAAGGGCAGUCUUGAGCGUUCAACAAGAGAACUCCAGAGAGGAGUAGUAGACCCUUCCAGUGGAGGUUCCCGCAAAAUGGAUCACAAAAAAUCUAACUUAGGGUCACCACAAACUGGGGUCCCCAGUAGCCCUGGUUUAAAUGGCAGCUCAGGCAUGUCUAGUUCAGCUUCAUCGGGAUCUAAAAAAAUUGAGAAAGGAGUAAGUGGGGACAAGAGAAGAGAGGGAGACAGAAGCAGUCGGGACAGAAGUAAGGCAGCAAUGGCACCCCAAGUGAAUGGAGAUUCCAAGAAGCUUCAAAAUCCAAAGACUGCACCAAGUAACUUUGGCUACAAUGGCAAGAGAACAACCAGCACUGGUAGUGUAUCCAGCACAGGCAGCACCAAAGGUACCAAAACAAUGAAAGAAGUGGAUAGUGCAGGAAGCAGUUCCCACCACGAUAAUUCUAGUCAUAGCCUAGAGAGACCGAGGACAAAACUAAAAGUAUCAGGUGGAACACAGACAACUAGUGACUUGCAUUAUAUGUCAAGUGGUGUGCAUAGUGAUGGUGAAUAUUCUUCAGGAUCUCUUGGUCGAAAAUACCAGCUCAAAUCUUAUUCUCUUAAUGGUCCAGUAGCAGCCCAGUUAUCACAAAGUGUUAGAGAGAGAAUUAUGCAAUCCCCAUAUGGUAAAGUUCAUGUAGGUGAAUAUGGACAGUAUCCCUCCCCAUACUACAGGGAGAGAAGCCCUCGCAUUAAACCGACAGAUGGUUCACUGAGCGAUUCGCCUUACUCGAACUAUGCAGAGUUGCAAUACAGUGGUAGCCCUUACAGCAGCCCAUAUUCUUGGGUGUCCAGAAGCAACUAUGCUGGCUCAGUAGCAUCUGCUCCAACAAGACCAUUGGGUGGCAGUCUGACAGAAGCAGAGAGCAUGGAGAGUAUAAGCUCAAGCGCCUCGAGUAUAGCUGCACAAAUCCAGCACGCUCGGGCCACCAGUCUCACACAAGCCCGCCUCAUGAUGCACCAGCGGGAAAUGUCCUCCUCACCCUCCCCUAGACUCGCUCGCUCCAAUAGUGUUAGAUCCACAAAAUCUGAGAAGCUAUACAGUAGUAGUGUUAGUGGUCGUGAUGGGUACCAUGCAUCUCAACCCACAAGUCCAACACCCCCAGGAGGGGUAAGGCUGCCGAUAUCGCCCCUGAACACGGUUCGAGGUUCGCCGUACUACUCUACUGUCAUUCCUAGAACUUGCAAAGAUGAUGAAUGUCACGGUUCAUCGCUGUCACUCGUAUCAUCAUCAUCAUCACUGUACAGUUCUCAAGAAGAGAAGCAGGCAGCAGAAAUACGAAAAUUGCGAAAAGAUUUAGCCGAUGCACAAGAGAAAGUGGGAACGCUUACUAAUCAACUCACUACAAAUAGUUCAGUUUUCAACCUCAUGAAUACGGCUCAUGUCGUUGCUGCCUUUGAACAGUCUCUUACAAAUAUGACCAAUAGAUUACAACAGCUCACAGCUACUUCAGAGCAAAAGGACUCGGAGGUCAUGGAACUACGGAAAACUAUUGAAGCGCUUCGUCAACAGAGUUUAGAUGCUGGACUAACUGUAGCAUGCCUGCAAAGUACGUCCCCCGACUACCACCACCACCACCACCACCACCACCACCUCCACUCCACCCCUUCCCCUACCAGGCACCACCACCACCACCAUUCCCAGCACCCUCCCAACAUUGCCUCGUGUUCUGUGCUCAAUGUUACCACCGGAAGUCGUUCCAGUUCACCAGAAAAACAACCGGGUCAUGAUGUUGCACGCAGACACACUUUCACAGGGAAUUGUAAAGACCUUGUCGUGUGUGAAUUCAGUGAAGCUGGUGGCAAGCUAGUGCGAGGAACAUCGGUCGAGUCUGUGUCAAGUAUAUCGUCAGCUUGCUCUGCAACCUCACACACCUCAAAUCACGACAAAAGUGAUAGCUCAAAAUCUGGCAAAAAGAAGGGAUGGCUUCGGAGUUCAUUCAGCAAAGCAUUCUCCCGUGGACACAAAAAGAGCAAACAUGGUGCAUCGGGUGGCUCUGUAUCAGACAUGGAAGGAUGCGAAAGGGGUGAAUGUUCUGCUCCUUCAUCACCACAACUUCAGCGAGCAAAUGGAGGACCAAACGAUAUAGAGUGCCAGUCUCUCACUAGCUUGUGCAUGGAAAAGUGCAAAGAGGAAGAUGUAGAAAUAUUGAAGUGUCAGUUGCGUGAAAAGGACAUGGCUUUGACUGACAUCCGCCUUGAAGCCCUGACUUCAGCUCACCAGCUGGAAUCUUUAAAAGAAACUAUAAGCAAGAUGAGAUCAGAAAUGGUGUCACUGAAACAGGAUAAUGAUAGAUUGCAUAGAUUAGUGUCAUCCAAAUCUUUAAAUUCGUCUCAAAGUUCACUUCCUGUGUCGGACUCAAUAGAGCAAAGACUAAGCCUAGGUGAAGAAAUGAACAUGCCUGAUUCAUCAGAUGUGAUUCUAAUUGACCCAAGUGAUAAAGAUGGGAAAAGAGUUAGUAUCACAGUCCUUAUGGGGUGUCAUGGUGAUUAUGAGAAAUAUAUGAACCCAGUAGAUGGUGUGACUGUUGGUGAUUGUGUUAUAGGUGCUAUUUCUGUAAGUGGAAAGACAAAGUGGGAUAUGUUAGACAGUUUAGUGAAACGGAUUUUCAAGGAAUAUAUCUUGAGAGUUGAUCCAGUGUCAAAUCUUGGACUUAGUGCAGAAUCUAUACUCUCAUAUCACAUUGGUGAAAUUGCCCGAGGGCGUCAUCCAGAAUCGCCUGAACUAUUACCGUGUGGAUAUUUAGUGGGUGAAGUGACAAACAUUAAAAUUAUACUGAAGGGGGCUACAAUUAAUCAUGUUGAUGCUUUGGCCUUUGAGACACUGAUACCCAAGUCAAUUGUUCAGAGAUAUAUGUCUCUCCUCACAGAACACAGGAGAAUUAUUCUUUGUGGUCCCUCAGGCACUGGAAAAACAUAUUUAGCUCAAAAACUAGCAGAAUACCUGGUUACCCGAAUGGGAAAAGAUCCAUCACCAGGAUUUAUUGCAUCCUUCAAUGUCGACCACAAGACUGGGAAGGACUUGGGAGCGUAUUUAUCGCACGUCAGUGACCAGUGUGAAAGCAACAGUGCUGAUCUACCUUUGGUUAUAAUACUGGACAACUUGCACCAUGCAGGAGCCUUAACUGAUGUCUUCAAUGGCUUUCUGAGUGCAAAAUACACUCAGUGCCCAUAUAUAAUUGGUACCAUGAAUCAAACUACAUCUUGCUCAACUACAAAUUUGCAGCUUCAUCAUAAUUUCCGGUGGGUGCUAAUGGCCAACCACAUGGAGCCAGUCAAAGGCUUGGUUGGUCGUGUGGCUAGGAGAAGAUUAACUCAAGUCGAGGUUGAGGCAGGAUCCAGACUACCCAGGUUGCAACAGGUCCUUGACUGGCUACCUAGGUGCUGGAGUCACAUAAACAAGUUCCUCGAGACUCAUUCAUCUUCAGAUGUCACCAUUGGGCCUCGCCUCUUCCUGUCUUGCCCAGGCUCUCUAGAAGGUUCUCAAGUUUGGUUUACAGAUCUGUGGAACUAUUCCCUGGUGCCCUACUUAAUUGAAGCCGUAAGAGAAGGACUCCAGCUAUAUGGGAAGAGAGCUACAUGGGAGGACCCCAGCACUUGGAUCACAGAGACCUACCCAUGGCCCCCCGGAACCCACGCAGGUCCACAAGCUUUAUUGUCCCUUCGGCCUGAAGAUGUAGGAUAUGACGCACUUGCACCAACUGUUACUACGACAACCCAGGACAAGUUCAAGAGUGACAACCAAGGAGAAAAUGACCCACUGUUGAGCAUGCUCAUGAGACUUCAAGAAGCUGCAAAUUAUUCAAGCCCUCAACAGGACUCUGACACCACAUCACUUGACAACAUGGAAAAUCCCCUUGAGUCUACAAUCUGAGAAAAGUCGACUGUUGAUGUGUAAAUGUGGAAUGGAUGUCUAAAGAAUAUUAACAUUAUGAAUCAAUACAGAUUUGAGCAAAUUCAUACAUUAUAAUUAUUAUUAUUAUUAUUAUUAUUAUUAUUUUAAUCAAAAGGAGUUGAUUAACAGCAAGAGUGACAAGUCACGGGUAAUUUUAGGGAUCUAGUCAAGCCUAGUAGUAGUAGUAGUAAUAGUUUGCUGAUGGGAAUGCAUAUGAUUGUGCUGUAAGCAUAUGCUUAUGAUCAAUUUUUUUAAAAUGAAACAUCUGAUCAAAAUCAGAACAAAAAUUGUUUUUAUUGCAAAGUAUGUCGUAGCACAUUCAUGGAAUACAGUACAGUAUAAGAGGGUCAAUGUAGAGUCAAUUUUUGUCCUUUAUAUUGUCAAUGUUUAACUUCUCAUAACAAGCUCUAUGAAAAUUGAGUAAACGCUUCUCUACUACAAUGUAGUUUAUGAUAGCCAGCAGCAUUUGCUACUUCUGUCCACUCGUUUUGAGUAUAGAGCAUGGCAUGGUUCCUACUCUGUACAUUGUUGGCAUCUGUGUGUGUGUGUGUCGGGUACCUGGAUGGUGAGGCCAUUGUGAUUGCAUCAGGCUCACUCUCCCCCUUCACUACUCAUAUUCUUGUAUGAAUUUAAGGUAGCUCAAAUUUUUGUUUUUGUUUUUCAAACCUUUGUGCUCAUGUUUAUAAUAUAUAUAUGCUGUCCUGUUGGACAUUUUAUUUUAGAUUUGAUACAUUUUUUCAGAACUCUAUAUUACAUUUUAUGCACAAAUAUAUUUGUGGAGGAAUAGAAAGAACUUCCAUGUAAAGGUUCUUCCAUUUUUUUUAAUAAUAGGAUGUAAAUACUUAUGGGUAGGUCAAGUCGGGUGAAAGCUUUAAUGUGGUGUAAAUAUGUAUUACUUGUAGUAGAUUCAUGUUCUUGAUUGCUUAAUAAUGACAUGAAGCUUCUGCAGAUAGCAUUUGGAGCCUGAAUGACAAUAUUAAAUAAUUGCUCCAGAGCAUCCAAUCUCAUGUUUGGUUUCUAACAAGGUGUAUAGAGAUCUCUGUAAAUGUUAAUUUUAAACCAAAGCCAAGCAUACCAGUGUCCUUAGCUUCUGUGCCUGAGAGCUAAGAUAGCAGUAGCAGCAGUUAUUGUUGCUCCGAGGCAUGUGGAUAUAAAGUACUCUAUUUUUCCUUUUAUUUUCUCUUCAAGCUCUUGAAAUUGUGGCUUAAUAUUUUUUUAGCUUUAAAUGCCCAAAGUUGCCAAAUUCUAUAUUGUUACUGCCUUUCUCUUUCUUAAAAUGUAUAUAUUGUAUAUAUUUGGUAUGUGGAGUCUUAACUUGUUGUCUCGAGACAGUUGUGUGUACGUUGCGGUAUACAAAAUUGAAUGGACCACAUGUAUGUUGUCAAGAAUGUAUAAUUUGAUAAAGAUUUGAUGGGGGUAUCAUGGGAAAUUUGUGACAUCAACAACAAUUUCUAAAGAUUUAUGAUAGCUGAUGAGUGAUUCCCGCUUUAGUGAUAAAAACAUGUACAGUAAUUGGUGUUUACAUCACAAUGCCCAUGAUAGAAUCCACCAUAUGCAGGGAUUCAACAUUCAUCUUACCACCAUACUUUACUUUUGUUAAAUGUACAUGGAGACGGAGGCCACAAUACCCUCAUUUCCAUUUUUAUACAUAAAAUAGCAUUUUUAAAUAUAUUUCUUUGAAAA
Procambarus clarkii (red swamp crayfish) is the source of this 8862-nucleotide messenger RNA. Lineage: Eukaryota; Metazoa; Arthropoda; Malacostraca; Decapoda; Cambaridae. The record is from RefSeq and is a predicted model, not a curated record.